GCCGCCUGCCUUGACCCGCUCGGCCGCUGCUGAUUGCCCGCGCGCGUACGGAUACGGCAUACUCCCUGGCGCGUCCCUGAAAUGGGGCGCAUUACUACUCUGGCUCCACUUCACUCCUUCCCUUUCCCUCCCCGUCGCUGUCACCUCCCCGGUCUUGAGUCUCCCACUUGCUCCUCCUCCUCUCUUAUCCUCUAAUCUUGUCUCUUGCACGCGCGAGCAAGCGAGCGAUCAGUGGGCAGUUGCCUGCUGACCUGCGGCUGCGGCUGUAGUCUCCUGCGUCGUGGAAAAAGGCGGAGACGCAGGGGUGCCAGGAGUGAGGCGCUGCCGGCGGCGGAAGAAGACGGAGCAACCAUGGAGGCGGCCCAGCCCGUACUCAGUGACCGAACGAACCCGCUGCUCAACAGAUCAGAUAGCCCAUCCGGUUUCUCGCACCAUCGAUCUCAUGCCGACAAUGGCGCGGGUUUCUACAACGGGGCCUAUUCUUUCCUUGACACCAGGCCCUGCACGACCAGAUUCAGCAGCGGGUCAGUGACGUCUGAAGAUUCACCAGUACUGACGCCCAGGUUGCUGUCUUUCAAGUCCAGCUCCAGCCCUGACAACUACUCUGAAUGGCCCGAAAGAGCGGUUGCAUCGCGGUCGAACAGAUACCUCUCCGACUCGAAUGCGAAGGCCCGUUGCGCCGAGUACCUGGUUUCGAUGAGGGUGGAGGUUGAUGCGCAGCUCAGCAAGCUCAAUGGGGGUGUAACCGGCCUGGAGGGCUAUGCCUUGCCGGACAAUGGCCAUGUGAUCGGUGGUGAACUCCUAGGCAGGUCCCUUGAUGUCAUGCUGAUUGAGAUAGAUGAAAGAUUCAACGCCCUGAAGCUGCUGAUGGGUGCCGUGUUCCGGCAGGCGAGGGAGAUGCUUGGAUCGGUCAACUCGUCGGUGUCUGAUCUCCAGUCGGAGCAUGAGCUGCAGCUGGAAGUCUUUGGUGCCGUGAUCGGAGAGUGCAUCGGUGGCCUGCAGGAGCAGCUAGAGAGGAAGCUGUACGAGCAAAUUAAAAUCACAAACACCAUGAGUAGGAAUUGGAAGGAAGCCAUAGCUCAGUUUGCUGCCACGCGCGAAGAUCUCGGUGCUCUUUGUAAGCUGCUAUUGCCUUCAGUACCAGAAGCACAUAUUUCUAAUAGUAAGCACGAAAGUUCAGGCAAUAGGAGUAACAAAUGGAAGUACAGUUUCUUUGGAAAGAAAACAAAAGAGGAUCGUUCACCACGCGCUGAGGAAAGCAAGAGUUUCAGGAAGCAAAAAUCCUUUGGUGCAAAGGAUGUCAUCUCAGAAAAAUCUGACUUUCGCCACCUCAACGGUAUGAGUAGAGAGGAAGUGAUAAGCUAUUUUAAGUCUGAGAUCAGCAAAUUGAAGAGGAUGCAUGAAUCAGCACUGCAAGAGAAGACGGAAGAACUGUUCAGGUUUAAACGAGAGAAGGGUUCACAUGCUCUUAAGAAUGACGUCGAAUUUGAACCUUUGAGAAAGAAAAUUCCAGAGAUCAUAUCGAGAAUGGAACAAAUCAUUUCCAAGAACAUAAAUAUACCUUCGGUUUGCAUGACUCACGAUGAACUCGAUGAGAGAUGCCGACUGACAAGCAGAAUCGAUGCUUUGUACUACGAAAACCAGCAUCUUCGAGGAUUGCUUGCGGAUAAGAUGAAGGAUUCUAAGGAAUUAUCAUCUCAGCUAUCCGAAACCAGUAGAGAACUGUCUCUUCAAUUAUCGUCGGAAGAAGAGCUCCUGAGACAAAUUGACAAAAUUAAAGAAGAGUACGAGGACCUCCGAAUUGAAGGUGAUGUUAGAGAUGGACUGUACCAAACUGUUACAAGAAGAUUGCUUGAUGACUCUAUGAACAACAUGGAUGGCGUUGCGCUGAAUUUUAAUGCUAGAGUGUCUUCACUUGAAUCUGUAAUCUCUGAAAAAGAUAGGGCAUUGUGUUUAUCUAACGAAGAAAAAUGCAAGUUAAAGGAGAAGUUAGCGCAACUAGAAAAUCUGUGUUUGAUCCAAGAUCACCAAGAAGAUCCUGAAAUCAUCAAACAAGAGAGCACAGAAAUUUUUCUGCGUGAUAUCGAGGUGAAAACUCACACAUCACCGAGAAGAUCACACGUGCGAGACCUGCAGUAUGAUGAACUUGUCAAACUGAACUCAAGUUUAGAUAUUCCAUCAGGUGCCCUGAAGGAAACUGACAAGGAAAACUUGGAUCGUUGUAGUAGUCUCACUAAGAAUGAGCAAGAAAAGCAGCUGGAGUGUAUUUUGGUAUCUAUUAUGAAACUGUCAAAAGAAUUUGUGGAUAUUGAGCAAAAACUGUCAAUGGAAAGAACUGAAAACAGAUCAGAGGAUUUGAGUGAUCAUUGCAAUCACAUGGUCAGACAAGCUGUGGUACUAACAAAAAUAGGCCUCUGGUAUAAACAAAUGCUUGAAACAAGACGUUCUGAGCUCCAAAAGGCGGAAGCCAAGGUCGUAAUCUUGGGCGACAAGGUGAAUGCACAUUUAAGCCUUCUUCAGAAGAUAUAUGUAACUCUUGAUCGCUACUCUCCUACGUUGCAGCAUCAUCCUGUACUGCUGGAUGCUUUCUUGAAGACAUGCAAGCUUGUUGCAGAUUUGCGAAGUAAACAGAGUGAAUGUGAUUAUUGUGAUACGACAUGAAUAAGGGCAGCUAGGCCUUAAAUUCAGUUGACACUAAAAGGGCACAGCUGAUAUCUGGUCUCAUGCGCUUAACCAUGUGACCCUCGGUUUCAGACCAAGUGAAGGAUUCUAUCUAACUGAGUUUUCAGAUCCUGAUCUGACUGUAUAUUUUAAUGCGGUUGAUUUAGAAGUUACCUUGCUGACCUCAUGCAAAUAUACACUGACAUACGUCCAGACAUAUAACCAGCUUCGUUCAGAUCAUGGCAUUAUGGGUGUAGUUAUGUUCGUGGUAGCUGUUUUCAUCUGCAGAUGAUGGUCAGAAAUCUAUAAUCACAUCGUGUACCAAAGAAAUUCAGUGACAGUGAUUCUCAUAUACAGAUGACAUUGUGCUCUCGUGCUUGCUAGGUAGAGAACAGAGAUACUUUAGAUUGCAGCUUAGGCUAUAGAAUAGAGCGUCUUAGAGGAUGCUCUCACUCUUAGACUAGGUAGAUGUAAUCAUGUAAACCACAUUUGUAAGCAUGUUCUCAUUCUGUCUUCUGUUUUAUUCGAGGAUGUAUGCGAAUAUCUUGUCCGUGCCGUGUCGCAUGAUA
This is a messenger RNA of Phragmites australis (common reed), 3230 nucleotides long. Its product is annotated as WPP domain-associated protein-like. NCBI's taxonomy places the organism in Eukaryota, Viridiplantae, Streptophyta, Magnoliopsida, Poales, Poaceae. Bases 352 to 2661 code for a protein of 769 amino acids. The transcript has 6 exons. The record is from RefSeq and is a predicted model, not a curated record.